CGCACGCCCACAGCCAGAGUCGCCCCUCCCCUGUAAUUCGGCCACCCAACCAUCACCACCAUGGGCAACCCGCGCGUGUUCUUCGAUGUGACCGCAGGCUCCACGCCGCUGGGCCGCAUCGUGAUGGAGCUGCGCGCCGACGUGGUGCCCAAGACCGCGGAGAACUUCCGCUGCCUGUGCACCGGCGAGAAGGGCACCGGCCGCUCCGGCAAGCCGCUGCACUUCAAGGGGUCCACCUUCCACCGCGUCAUCCCUCAGUUCAUGUGCCAGGGUGGCGACUUCACCCGCGGCAACGGCACCGGGGGCGAGUCCAUUUAUGGCGAGAAGUUUGCUGACGAGAACUUCCAGCUCAAGCACACCGGCGCCGGCGUGCUCAGCAUGGCCAACGCGGGCCCCAACACCAACGGAAGCCAGUUCUUCCUGUGCACCGUGUCCACCCCCUGGCUGGACGGCAAGCAUGUGGUGUUUGGCCAAGUGGUGGAGGGCCUGGAUGUGGUGAAGAAGGUCGAGAGCUACGGCUCCGGCAGCGGCAAGACCAGCCAGACCAUCACCAUCGCCGACUGCGGCCAGCUGUCCUGAGCAGGUAGCGGCACCUGAUGCCAGAGGAGCAGUUGCGGCGCGCCCGGGCGGGCCCCGCCAUUUUUGACGCUCUCCUGGAUCUUCUGUUUCUGGACUGAUGAUUUUUGCAACGGGCUCCUCGCCGGGCCGGCGGGUGCUCUCGAUCAAACACGAUUGUGCAGCAGUAAACUCCAACGUCAC
Chlorella variabilis is the source of this 759-nucleotide messenger RNA. RefSeq lists its product as hypothetical. Lineage: Eukaryota; Viridiplantae; Chlorophyta; Trebouxiophyceae; Chlorellales; Chlorellaceae. Gene Ontology annotation, molecular function: peptidyl-prolyl cis-trans isomerase activity. Bases 61 to 579 code for a protein of 172 amino acids. The transcript has 6 exons. The record is from RefSeq and is a predicted model, not a curated record. Gene Ontology annotation, biological process: protein folding; protein peptidyl-prolyl isomerization.